Molossus molossus (Pallas's mastiff bat) is the source of this 1677-nucleotide messenger RNA. RefSeq names its product mas-related G-protein coupled receptor member X2-like. Gene Ontology annotation, cellular component: membrane. Gene Ontology annotation, molecular function: G protein-coupled receptor activity. Bases 64 to 1008 code for a protein of 314 amino acids. Lineage: Eukaryota; Metazoa; Chordata; Mammalia; Chiroptera; Molossidae. Gene Ontology annotation, biological process: G protein-coupled receptor signaling pathway. The record is from RefSeq and is a predicted model, not a curated record. The transcript has a single exon.
ACCACUACAGAGGUUGUGGGCCUGGAUCCGAGUGUCACAGCCUGGGGGACUAAACUCACACCAAUGAAUGGAAGUAACUCAGCCCUCUCUAAGUGUGCCAAGGGGACCCUGACCUCAGCUGUUCUGGUGUUCAUCAUUGCCCUGGCUGGGCUGGCAGCAAAUGCGGUGGUGCUCUGGCUGCUGGGCUUGCGCAUGCGGAGGAACCCCUUCUCUGUCUACAUCCUCAACCUGGCGGGAGCCGACUGCCUCUUCCUCUGCUGCCAGAUUGUGUUUUCCCUGAGGACACUCAUCUACAAAUUCCAUUCCGUGUGUAUUUCCAUCCCCUAUAUUUUCCUCACUGUGUCCAUCUUCGCCUACAUCGCAGGCCUGAGCAUUCUCAGCGCCAUUAGCACAGAGCGCUGCCUGUCAGUCCUGAGGCCCAUCUGGUACCGCUCCCACCGCCCCAGACACCUGUCAGCCGUCACGUGUGCCCUGCUCUGGGCCCUGUCCCUGCUGCUGAGCAUCCUGGAAGGGAACUACUGUGGCUUCCUGGAGACGCAACGUUACCAAGCUUGGUGCCAGGCGUUUGAUUUCAUCAUUGCUGCGUGGCUGAUUUUGUUACUCGUGCUCCUCUCUGGGUCCAGCCUGGCACUGAUGACCAGACUGCUGUGUGGCUCCCAGCGGGUGCCGCUGACCAGGCUCUACGUGACCCUCAUGCUCACAGUGCUGGUCUUCCUCCUCUGCGGCCUGCCCUUUGGCUUCAAGUGGUUUCUGUGUUACUGGAUUCGGAAAUUUUGCAGUGAAACGUUUUCAUAUUUCCUUACAAGAACUGGGAUUAUCUUGUCUAGUCUUAACAGCAGUGCCAACCCCAUCAUUUACUUUUUUGUUGGCUCCUUUAGGCAGCAGAAGCAGCUGCGGCAGACCCUCGGGUUGGUUCUCCAGAGGGCUUUGGAGGACAUCACUGAAGAAAAGUGGGGGAAGCCUUCUCAAGGAACCAGGGAGACUUCAGGAAGCAGUUUCACCCAGUGAUUCUCUAUCAAGCAGGGUUCAGUGAGAGAAAUAGUACAUAUAGAGGUUUCUAUAUUAAUAUAGAAAUGUAAGAAGAUGAUACAUAUAUACAUAUCCAUAUAUGGUUAAACUGUCUCUGCAAGGCUGUUUUCUGAUUCUAGAGCUUCAAGUCUGCAGGGCAAACUAGAACCCAGGAGCCUGUGCUAAAACCCAUGAUAAUGACCAGAAUUCAUGUCAGUCUCUCUCAGUGGCUGCGUUUUGAUGAGACAAGAGUUCUGCAGGAGAAGUUGGCUCCCUUCAUCAUGGAGCUAAACACACUCCUGAUCAGAGUCAGAGGCUGAGGAGGAUCCGGGAAGGUGGAGCAGCUGCAGACCCAGCUGCUGCCUCACACCCAUGCAAUGCACAUGCAUGAGCACUCUGCUGCCUUGCACUAAUCUUCCGUGCAUAAAAACAGUAUGGCUGCUGCUUCAUUUCCAACCACCAAAUUUUGUUGAUGCCCACCCUAACUAGAAACAUACAUAGAAGGGAAAGGAAUUCUGGAAAACAGUUCAGCCUAGCCAAGUCAACACUUUUAAACCCAUCACAGUCUACCCCUUGUCAACUCGGCAUCCAUAAACACCUCAUUAAAUCAUAACAAAGCAAAGUCAACCUUCUUCUUAACAUGAUAUACUUAUCUCACCUAUAUCUGAA